Molecule: messenger RNA, 5257 nt
Organism: Elgaria multicarinata webbii
Lineage: Eukaryota; Metazoa; Chordata; Lepidosauria; Squamata; Anguidae
Gene: ZNF521
Product: zinc finger protein 521
Exons: 8
Coding region: 420-4415 (1331 amino acids)
Biological process (GO): regulation of transcription by RNA polymerase II
Cellular component (GO): nucleus; chromosome
Molecular function (GO): chromatin insulator sequence binding; RNA polymerase II cis-regulatory region sequence-specific DNA binding; DNA-binding transcription activator activity, RNA polymerase II-specific
Source: RefSeq, a predicted model, not a curated record
UAUUAUUUUUUUUAAAAAACCAAACAUGUAAAUUUUGGGAAUUAAAAAUAAAAUAGUUAUCCUGUCGAUUGGAGAGAUUUUCAGUGGCUAUCGGGAUUUCCUCCCCCCUUUUGUUUUGCUUUUUGCGAGCAUUUCAUUUGGUACCUUCCCCCCCUUUUUUGAGUGGGGGGAUUCCAAAAAAAGGGGGGCUGUUGGCGGUUGAGUGUGUGUGUGUGGGGGUGAGAUUUAAAGCUUGGAAAGUUUUCGUGCAGCUGCCUGAGCAAACCCCGAGCCCCCCAGCCAGCCGCCAGCGGAGAGAGGGAGGGAGAAAGAGAGCUAGCGGAGGAGAGAAAGUCUUCCUAGGGUCUCUCAUCGGUUAUAAGGAAGUGUAGUUUCUUAGAGGGCUGACAUUGAAACAACUUCAGCUGUUUACUUUUAGGAUGUCUCGCCGCAAGCAAGCUAAACCAAGAGCACUCAAAGUAGAAGAAAAUGAAUUGGAGGACCAGGGAGGUGUGGGACAGUCAGCUGCGCAGACAGAUCUGAACUGUAAGCUAGAAGACAAGGCAGAAGAUGGAGAGUUGAUAGAUUGCAAGAAAAGGCCGGAAGAAGGGGAGGAGUUAGAAGAAGAAGCUGUGCACAGCUGUGACAGCUGCCUCCAGGUGUUUGAGUCACUGAGUGAUAUCACAGAGCACAAGAUUAAUCAAUGUCAGCUGACAGAUGGAGUAGACAUUGAGGAUGACCCUUCCUGCUCAUGGCCAGCUUCUUCACCUUCCAGCAAAGAUCAGACUUCCCCAAGCCAUGGAGACGGCUGUGACUUUGGUGAAGAAGAAGGUGGCCCAGGAUUGCCCUACCCAUGCCAGUUUUGUGACAAGUCAUUUAGCCGCCUCAGCUACUUAAAGCACCACGAGCAAAGUCACAGUGACAAGCUCCCUUUCAAGUGCACGUAUUGCAGCCGUCUCUUCAAACACAAGCGGAGCCGAGAUCGCCACAUCAAACUCCACACGGGAGACAAGAAGUACCACUGCAGCGAGUGCGACGCCGCGUUUUCAAGAAGCGAUCACCUUAAAAUUCACUUAAAGACUCAUACCUCUAACAAGCCAUAUAAGUGUGCCAUUUGCCGCCGUGGAUUCCUCUCCUCUAGUUCACUUCACGGACACAUGCAAGUGCAUGAGAGGAACAAAGAUGGUUCUCAGUCGGCCUCCCGCAUGGAGGACUGGAAAAUGAAGGACACUCAGAAGUGCAGUCAGUGCGAAGAAGGCUUUGACUUCCCGGAAGAUCUUCAGAAGCACAUCGCCGAAUGCCAUCCCGAGUGUUCCCCGAAUGAAGACCGAGCUGCUCUUCAGUGUGUUUACUGCCACGAACUCUUUGUAGAGGAAAGUUCGCUCGUGAACCACAUGGAGCAGGCGCAUAAUGGAAUGGAGAAGAAACACAUGUGCAGUAUUUGCUCAGAGAACUUUCAUACUGUUGAAGAGCUCUAUAGCCACAUGGACAGCCACCAGCAACCAGAAUCGUGCAACCACAGCAACAGCCCCUCUUUAGUGACUGUUGGCUACACCUCAGUAUCGAGCACCACACCAGAUUCCAACCUCUCAGUGGACAGUUCAACGAUGGUAGAAACAGCUCCCCCGAUAACAAAAGGCCGUGGAAGGAAACGGGCAGCCCAGCAAGUGGCGGAUAUCACUGGGCCUUCCAGUAAGCAAGCCAAGGUUACCUACAGCUGCAUUUAUUGCAACAAGCAGUUAUUUUCGAGCCUUGCAGUAUUGCAGAUACACCUGAAAACUAUGCAUUUAGAUAAACCUGAACAAGCCCAUAUUUGUCAGUAUUGUUUAGAAGUGUUGCCUUCACUUUAUAAUCUGAACGAGCAUCUCAAGCAAAUACACGAAGCCCCCGAUCCCGCGCUGAUUGUUUCCACCAUGCCUGCUAUGAUCUACCAGUGUAACUUCUGCUCCGAAGUUUUCAACGACCUCAACACUCUUCAGGAACAUAUUCGAUGUACUCAUGGAUUUGCAAAUCCAGCUGCUAAGGACAGUAAUGCAUUCUUUUGUCCUCAUUGUUACAUGGGGUUUCUUACAGAUUCUUCUUUGGAAGAGCAUAUUAGACAAGUCCAUUGCGAUCUCAGCAGUUCCCGUUUCGGUUCCCCUGUACUAGGCACCCCUAAGGAUCCAGUCGUGGAAGUAUAUUCUUGUUCUUAUUGUACCAAUUCUCCAAUAUUUAAUAGUGUUCUUAAACUGAAUAAGCAUAUAAAGGAGAACCAUAAGAACAUUCCAUUAGCGCUAAACUACAUCCAUAAUGGAAAGAAGUCUAGGGCCAUGAGCCCCUUAUCUCCAGUGACUAUAGAACAGACUUCAUUAAAGAUGAUGCAGGCUGUAGGAGGUGCCCCUCCGCGCCCUGCUGGUGAAUACAUUUGCAAUCAAUGUGGUGCUAAAUACACUUCCCUGGAUGGUUUUCAGACUCAUUUAAAAACACAUCUUGACACUGUUCUACCAAAACUGACCUGCCCUCAGUGCAACAAGGAGUUUCCAAACCAAGAGUCCCUACUGAAGCAUGUAACCAUCCAUUUCAUGAUAACCUCCACUUACUACAUCUGUGAAAGUUGUGAUAAACAGUUUACUUCAGUGGAUGAUUUGCAGAAACAUUUGCUUGACAUGCACACCUUUGUGUUUUUCCGUUGCACUUUGUGCCAAGAGGUGUUUGAUUCUAAAGUCUCCAUCCAGCUUCACCUGGCUGUGAAGCACAGCAAUGAGAAGAAGGUCUACAGGUGCACAUCGUGUAACUGGGAUUUCCGCAACGAGACGGACUUGCAGCUCCACGUCAAGCACAAUCAUCUAGAGAACCAGGGGAAAGUGCACAAGUGUAUUUUUUGUGGCGAGUCGUUUGGCACUGAGGUGGAGCUCCAGUGCCACAUUACAACGCACAGCAAAAAAUACAAUUGUAAGUUUUGCAGCAAAGCUUUUCAUGCGAUCAUCUUGCUGGAAAAACACCUGCGGGAAAAGCAUUGUGUUUUUGAAACAAAAGCUCCCAAUUGUGGAACCAAUGGAGCAUCUGAGCCAGUUCAGAAAGAAGAAGUCGAACUACAGACCUUGCUGACAAACAGCCAGGAAUCGCACAAUAGCCAUGAUGGCAGUGAGGAAGACAUUGACACAUCUGAGCCUAUGUAUGGUUGUGAUAUUUGCGGGGCGGCCUAUACCAUGGAGUCUCUUCUGCAAAACCACCAACUGAGGGACCACAACAUCCGACCUGGGGAAAGCGCCAUUGUGAAGAAAAAGGCUGAGCUGAUUAAAGGGAACUACAAGUGUAACGUGUGCUCUCGGACGUUCUUCUCAGAAAACGGACUCCGCGAACACAUGCAGACUCACUUGGGUCCAGUGAAACACUAUAUGUGCCCUAUAUGCGGGGAGAGAUUUCCAUCUCUUCUGACGCUCACUGAACAUAAAGUCACACAUAGCAAGAGCCUCGAUACAGGGAACUGCAGGAUUUGCAAAAUGCCUCUCCAGUGCGAGGAAGAUUUUUUGGAGCAUUGCCAGAUGCAUCCUGAUUUGCGAAACUCCUUAACAGGAUUCCGUUGUGUGGUGUGCAUGCAAACGGUGACUUCUACUUUGGAGCUGAAGAUCCACGGGACAUUCCACAUGCAAAAGACGAGCAACAGUUCUACGGUGCAGACCACAGGGCGAGUGCAGCAUCUUCAGAAGCUGUACAAAUGUGCAUCUUGCCUGAAGGAAUUUCGUUCCAAACAGGACUUGGUGAAACUUGACAUCAAUGGCUUACCAUAUGGUCUGUGCGCUGCCUGUGUUAAUCUCAGCAAAAGUGGUAGUCCAAGUGUCAACAUCCCUUCGAGCAGUAAUAGACAAGGCCUGGGCCAGAAUGAGAACUUGAGUUCCACUGAGAACAAAAACAAAGCAGGAGGGCUGAAGACUCGCUGUUCGAGUUGCAAUGUUAAAUUUGAAUCAGAAAGUGAACUUCAGAACCACAUCCAGUCAGUCCAUAGAGAGCUCAUUCCAGACAGCAAUAGUACGCAUCUGAAAACACCACAGGUAUCGCCAAUGCCCAGAAUCAGUCCAUCGCAAUCCGAAGAGAAGAAGACCUAUCAGUGCAUCAAGUGCCAGAUGGUUUUCUACAACGAGUGGGAUAUCCAGGUUCAUGUUGCAAACCACAUGAUUGAUGAAGGCCUAAACCAUGAAUGCAAGCUGUGCAACCAGACAUUUGAUUCUCCAGCCAAACUUCAGUGUCAUCUGAUAGAACACAGUUUUGAAGGAAUGGGAGGGACCUUCAAAUGUCCAGUCUGUUUUACAGUAUUUGUUCAAGCCAACAAGUUGCAGCAACACAUUUUCUCAGCCCAUGGGCAAGAAGACAAGAUCUAUGACUGCACACAGUGCCCACAGAAGUUCUUCUUCCAAACAGAACUGCAGAAUCAUACAAUGACCCAACAUAGCAGUUAGUGCAAGGCCCGGUUCUUCAGGAGAGGAUUCUUUGCAGGACGAAAAAAGGGAACAUGUUUUACUCUUUGCACGAGACUUUCAUUGUUUAUGUAUAUUAUUCAGAAACAUUGUAUUGUACCAUAAAACUUGUAUUAUCAAAACUGUUGGAUGUUCAUGUGUUUGAACUUUUGAGCACCGGAGAGACUUCCUGUAUAUAAAGUGUUGCACAUGUAUUAUGUUGUCUGAUACUAAAAUGGUCUUAUAAAGACAAGUGGACUUGGGCCCUAUUCAAGCAGGAUUAAAAGUAUAAUGAUAAUAAUAAUAACAUAUAAAGGGAAAAUGCUUAAGAAAAUGUUAUUUCAAGGAAGAAGAAGAAGAAGAAGAAGAAGAAGAAGAAGAAGAAGAAGAAGAAGAAGAAGAGGAGCAGUGAUACAUUACAACCUUCCUUUCAUUCAAGCUUAUGUCUACAAUCUCUCUCUUUUGGUAUACAAACGGAUGAAUUCAAGAGUAUUUUUAUUGCUGAAGAAUCUUGCAAAAUAAAUAAAUAAAACAAAAUAGGAAGAGACUCUCCAAGUGGGAUCCCCCAGCUGAAUAUGGCCUGUAUAUAUAUUUGUAAGCCUUGCGAUAUGACAGAUAGCAUUACCAUAUAUGCAAUAGUUGUUAUGUAGAUUGUCAAAGAAACUUUUUUCCCUGGAUACCAUUUGAAGCUUUUGAGUGUUCAAGACUUUUCCUUAAUGAUGUCACAUGGCCAAAUUUUUGAAUCAGUUGAACUAACCUGUAUGUUACUGUUAUUAAUGUUUACUCUGCGGUCUGAACCUGGAGAUUACUGGAAUGGUUUUCCAAGAGGAAAUAAAUUCAGUUUA